Adineta steineri is the source of this 2166-nucleotide messenger RNA. The record is from the annotation of a GenBank genome assembly. Lineage: Eukaryota; Metazoa; Rotifera; Eurotatoria; Adinetida; Adinetidae.
AUGGCUUCCGGUUUUACAUCAUCAAAGAACUCAAUUUAUACAAAACGAGCUCUUCUCAUUGGCAACAAUGAAUACAAGAACAAUAGGCGACGUCGAUAUUGUACGAAUGAUGCUGAAGACCUUGCUAAUAAAUUAUGUAGCAUUGACUUUGAAAUCACAGUUGAUACUAAUUUGACAUAUGCACAAAUGAAGAGAAAGAUCAAAACGUUUCACGAUACGAUAAAUCCAGGUGAUCUUAUUCUUUUCUUUUUUGCAGGUCUUGGAUGUCAAUGGAGUCACCUAAAUUUUCUUGUACCCGUUCAUGAUGAUCAAAUUGAAACAAAUACUGAUCUUGAAUAUCGAACAAUAAAUGCUCAAGCUACGCUUGAAAGGAUCAUGAGUCGUCGUCCGUUAGCAGCUAUAUUUCUUCUUGAUUGUUGUCGAAAUAGUUUUGUACGCGAAUCAUCACAUUCUAAUGAUCUUUCAAGUAUGCGAGCGGUUGCUGAUUCGUUUAUUUGUUUCGCAUGUGAUGCAAAUGAAGUUGCAUUAGAUGAAUCAACAAAUGGUCGAAAUAGUAUAUUUAUAUCUCAUCUUCUUCAACAUAUUGAUCAACCAAAUUUAACUAUUGAUGAAAUAAUGUCUAAUGUGUGUGAUGGUGUAAUGAAAGAAACAAACGAUGAUCAAUGCCCAUUUCGAGUAUCUGCGCUUCGACGAAAAGUUUAUUUAAAUGAACAAAUUACAAACGAUGAGCCCGAUCAAAUGCAUGUAGCUCCACAUAACGGCUAUUCAAUUAAAAAAACAAGAGAAUUCCUAGUCAAGUAUGGACCUUAUUUACGAACAACAUUGAAAAUUGCUCAAAUUCUAUUCAAACUUGGAAGUUUUGUUGUUCCACAACUAGAUAGCGUGUCACAGGCUGCUAGUAGUGAUGUAGAUACGAUCUUAUCGACAUUCAAUAAGCAGAAAGAGAUGCAGCAGCAACUAAACUUGGUUGAGAAAUUACUCGACCAUCAAUGGACACAGUCAAAUUCAACAAUAGUCGGACAAGAUAAGUCACGUGGAUUGCCACUUCAAGAACCAGAUCUGCGUGAAGUUGAGAAGUAUCUGGACGUUACCGAUAAUAAACGUAGUUUAGGAGACCUGUACCGAAUAGUCACCGCUGAUGGGCAUGUGCGUUGGGUGUGCCUAGAGCACUAUGACGAUAUCAGCUUUAAUAAUGCGAUGCUCAAAUAUACCGAUCAGCUGGAAGCCAUGGGAGAGCAAUCUUUUCUUUUCAAUCAUAUUAAUAUCAAAACAAAAUGGAAACAACAUGGAGUUACUAUUGCUGGAGGAAAUAAAAGUGGCAAUCAGUUAAAUCAACUCGAUCAUCCUCGUAGUAUCUAUAUUGAUGAUGAUCAUCAAACUAUUUAUAUUGCUGAUUGGGAAAAUCAUCGUAUUGUUGAAUGGGAAUAUGGAGCAAAGACAGGGCAAAUUGUUGCAGAUAGAAAUGAAUAUGGAAAUCGAAGUGAUCAAUUAAGUGGUCCAAGAGAUAUGAUUGUUGAUAAAACGAAUGAUUCUAUUAUAAUUUCUGAUUAUGGAAACAGUCGAGUGGUACGAUGGCCUCGUCAAAAUGAUAAAAAAGGAGAAACAAUCAUUUCUAACAUUGAUUGUUAUGGUCUGACAAUGGAUAAAAAUGGAGAUCUUUAUGUCUCUGACUAUGCGAACAACGAAGUGAGACGAUGGAAACAAGGAGAGACAGAAGGAACAAUAGUUGCAGGUGGAAACGGACAAGGAAAUCAACUCAAUCAGCUUCAUCUUCCUACUCAUAUCUUCGUUGAUGAAGAUCACUCAGUUUAUGUAUCAGAUCUCUACAAUCAUCGUGUGAUGAAAUGGAUGAAAGGGGCAAAAGAAGGUAUUGUUGUUGCUGGUGGAAAUAGUGAAGGAGAUAGUUUGACACAAUUGUCUAAUCCUUAUGGAGUGAUUGUCGAUCAUUUGGGUAAUGUUUAUGUGGCUGACCGUGAUAAUCAUCGAAUAAUGCGUUGGUGUAAAGGAUCUAAGGAAGGUAGUAUUGUUGUUGGUGGAAAUGGAAAAGGAGAACAACGAAACCAGUUUAAUUAUCCCAGAGGUUUAACAUUUGAUGUUCAAAGUAAUCUUUAUGUUGUCGAUUGUUGGAAUCAUCGAAUACAAAAAUUUGAUAUUGAUUUGUAUUAA